AUGAAUUUAAUAAUUCCGCCAAUUUUCCAACCGUUGAUCCAAACGGUUGUUGCUCUAUCAGCCUAUGUACUUAUAGUCUUUCCUUUGAACAUCGCCUUUUUUAUCUUGGAUGUUGGCAAAUAUUUGAUUAAUUUACUUGAUAAUAAAUCAAGACAAGAAAUUCCAAUCCCAAAAGUAGUUCUUAUUACUGGUGCAAGCACUGGUAUUGGCGCUGCUUUUGCAGUUGAAUAUGCGGCACCUGGAGUGACUUUAGGUUUAUUGGGUAGAAAUGAAGUACGAUUAAAUGAAGUAGCAGAGCAUUGUAAAGAAAAAGGAGCAAAUUGUGUUUUAUUGAAAGUGGAUAUUUCAAACAUUGAAAAAUUGACAAAAAUUUUAGAAAACUUUGAUGAUUCUCAUCCAAUUGAAUUGCUGAUUUCAAAUGCAGCUCAAUUUGGUGCUACUAGAGAUAAUUUUGAUACUGUUUCAUGGGAAGAUGGAUGGAAACGAAUGAUCGAUGACAAUUACACCGGCAAUGUUGCUACUAUAAUGACAGUUUAUAAAAGAAUGAAAGGAAGAAGAUUUGGCUAA
Entrophospora candida is the source of this 567-nucleotide messenger RNA. NCBI's taxonomy places the organism in Eukaryota, Fungi, Glomeromycota, Glomeromycetes, Entrophosporales, Entrophosporaceae. The record is from the annotation of a GenBank genome assembly.